This is a messenger RNA of Durusdinium trenchii, 869 nucleotides long. The record is from the annotation of a GenBank genome assembly. Lineage: Eukaryota; Dinophyceae; Suessiales; Symbiodiniaceae.
CCCAGAUAAGUGCCCAACAACCUUUAAGCUUCCGAGCUCUUCAAGGGUUAUGAGGUGGCCCGGUUGGACAUAACCUUCGCAUCAACAGAUCGGCUGGUUCUCGUGACCUUCUACGAUGUGCGGGUGGCCCAGCAGGUCCUCUCAGACCUAAAGCCCAAUGCUUGGCCUGCCCAGGAAGGGAUGAAUGACUUGCGUGCGGUGAGGUUGUCGAGCUCUGAGUUUGCAGCUCUUCCGCGGCACGAGAGAGGCUUUGAAAGGUUCGGUGAGAUUGCAGGGCUUUCCAACUGCGUUGGUGACCUCGUUAUUGAAUUCUAUGAUAUGCGUGCAGCUCUUCGUUGCACCUUUGAUAUCCCUGGCAGUGAGCCCAACAAGUGUGGACCGAUGUGCCACUGGACCGGUGGCUCGGCAAAGGGCACCGGCAAGACCUCGGGUGGGUCUUCACCAUCGCCUCCCAUGUGGACCGUACGGAGCCCUCCCGGUUUGACUAGGUCUGAUGCUGCCAACAAUGACCGUGGAAUUGCCUUUCUGUUGCAUGCGGACCGGAGAGGGUGCUAUCCCGAAUUCAAAGUGCCUGAAAAAUCCUGAAAAAGAGUUCAAAAAAACAAGCGAAAACCGCGACAUCAUGCUGCUGCCCACAGAGGCGCAAAAGACGUAGGUGGCUAGCAGCAUGUUGGGGACGACGAAUUUCUUUUGCAUGUGCAUUUUUUUGGUCAUACGCUGCACUAAAGUGCAGGAGCGUUGAUUGACUUGAGAUGGACAACGACACACUGACUAAGUCAGGGGCAAUGCCAUUCAGCCUUAAGACGGGCUGCGGCUUCUUCUGGGUGAAAUCGCCCUGCGAUGACAUGUAAGAUGUGAGUCUCAAAACA